Molecule: messenger RNA, 2265 nt
Organism: Triticum turgidum subsp. durum (durum wheat)
Lineage: Eukaryota; Viridiplantae; Streptophyta; Magnoliopsida; Poales; Poaceae
Source: the annotation of a GenBank genome assembly
AUGGCCACCGUGAGCAGCUAUCUACACUCUCUCACCAUUGUGCCCGUCAGAACCGCUGCCACGGCUGGCUCGGCACCACAAAAGAGCACGCGCUUCUUCCCCGCCCAAAUCGAAACAAGGAGCCGGCACACAACCGCCCCGGCUCGCCUCGGAGGGCUCACCGAAUCCCGAACCCCACGGCGCGAGUUCGCCGGAAGACGAGGCAUCAUCGCUUAUAGCUCUUUCAGCAUGGAGCUCUGCACAGCUUCUGUAUCUAUUUCACCGCAUCGCCCCAGUAUAUCAACGUCUAGCCGUCCAGUGCCAUAUACUCGAUAUGCCGGUUCAAGAUCCUGUAUUUCCAAAAGGACAAAGCGAUCUUCACUCUAUGUCAUCAAUGCUGCAUCAACUAAUGCCCUGCUCUCUUCUCGGACCCUACCCACGCAAACUAAUGGUGCAGCUGCGAAAGGCAUGCCCAGCAAAAAGCCCAACAGUGCACUGGAGCAACUUGAUAUCGAGCGUGGUGUCUGCAUGCCUUUCCGAAAGUACUCCCCGGAAAUGGUCAGGAGUAAAGUCUUGGGAUCAAGUGGCUCUGUACUAUCCCUCGCUAGUCGGGGGGUGGAGAUCAUUUGGAAACUAGGCUUUUAUUGGUCAUCUCUGGUGUAUGACUACUUGGUUGGACGGGAUGAAGAAAUCGUUCCGUUCCGUGCCCGCCAGCUCCGCAAUCUUUUAUGUGAUCUCGGGCCAUCAUUCAUAAAAGCAGGACAGGUUCUAGCUAACAGGCCUGAUAUUAUUCGUGAGGAUUAUAUGAGCGAACUGUGUAUCCUACAAGAUGACGUUCCUCCAUUUGCUAACCAGGUGGCCUUUUCCAUAAUUGAGGAGGAACUUGGCCAGCCUCUAGAACAACUAUUCAGCAAAAUUUCAUCAGAGACAAUAGCAGCUGCAAGUCUGGGCCAAGUCUACCGUGCCACACUAAGAGAAACCGGCGAGGAUGUUGCUAUCAAGGUUCAGAGGCCAGGGAUUGAGCCAAUAAUAUUCCGAGAUCUGUUCCUUUUCCGCACGCUGGCUUCCUUUUUGAAUGGGAUUAGCCUUCAAAAACUAGGCUGCAAUGCAGAGCUUAUUGUUGAUGAAUUCGGUGAAAAACUUUUGGAAGAACUUGAUUACACUCUUGAAGCUAGAAACAUCGAGGACUUCAUAGUAAAUUUUAAGAAUGAUCCAACUGUGAAGAUCCCUCUAGUAUAUAAUAAGUUUUCAGGUUCUCGUGUUUUGGUGAUGGAAUGGAUAGAUGGAAUCAGAUGCACUGAUCCGCAGGCUAUAAAAGAAGCUGGGAUUGAUGUAGAAGGCUUUCUCACAGUUGGAGUGAGUGCAGCACUGCGCCAGUUGCUUGAAUUUGGCCUUUUCCAUGGAGAUCCACAUCCUGGAAAUGUUUUUGCGAUGCGAGAUGGCCGUAUUGCUUACGUCGACUUUGGCAAUGUUGCCGUCCUUAGCCAGCAAAACAAAGAAAUCCUGAUUGAUGCUGUAGUUCAUGCUGUAAAUGAAGACUAUGCAGAAAUGGCAAAUGACUUCACAAGGCUUGGUUUUCUUGCUAGUGGAACAGAUGUUUCCCCAAUUAUCCCAGCUCUGGAAGCUAUUUGGCAAAACUCAGCUGGAAAAGGCUUGGCAGACUUCAAUUUCAGGAGUGUGACUGGGAAGUUUAAUCAGCUCGUGUACAAUUACCCUAUCCGCAUCCCAGAAAGAUUUUCUUUGGUCAUUCGCUCUUUGUUGACGCAAGAAGGAAUUUGCUUUACUCUCAAGCCUGAAUUUAAGUUCCUUGAGGUUGCAUAUCCGUAUAUAGCAAACCGUCUUUUGACAGAUCCAAAUCCUGCUCUCCGUGAACGGCUGAUACAGGUGUUAUUCAAAGAUGGAUUGUUCCAGUGGAAACGACUAGAAAACCUUAUAGUUCUUGCCAAGGAAAAUGUGUCAAAGAUGAGUACCAAUCCUGCACUGAAGAGCAAUAGCCUGCAAACUGUGUCGAGUCAAAAACUGGAGAAGAAACUGGAUCUCACUGACACAAUAAAAGAUGGAGCACGGCUGUUCCUUAUCGAUUCUGGGAUCAGGAGACAACUUGUAAUGGCUUUCACUGAGGACUCCAGGUUGCACGUAGACGAGCUUGUUGAUGUAUACAAACUGGUGGAAGAUCAGAUAGAUAUACCUUCAGUUGCUCUUGAGGUUCUCCAAGAUUUGCCAUCGGUCGCACGCGAUUUCAUGCUUUCGUGGAGUGAUUCUGUUCUGUCAGAUCGCCAAAACUAA